AUGCGGACUGCUUCUACAAACAUUGGUGAAAGACUGUGCAAUAAGUCCAUCCGUGACAUUUCCUGGCUACUAAAUAUUCCACACUCACCUGUUAGUGGGAUUAUAACAAAGUGGAAGCAACUGGGAACAACAGCCACUCAGCCACCAAGUGGUAGGCCACGUCACAUGACAGGGCGGGGUCAGUGCAUGCUGACAGUCUGCUCUGAGUUUUUAAAAAACUGAUGAUCUCCAGGGAUUUUCACGCACAACCAUCUCUAGGGGAAUCAAGACUCAUCAGACCA
Messenger RNA from Staurois parvus, 281 nucleotides. NCBI's taxonomy places the organism in Eukaryota, Metazoa, Chordata, Amphibia, Anura, Ranidae. The record is from the annotation of a GenBank genome assembly.